AUGGGCUUUUUGGGAAAGCUGAAGGAUGGCUGGCGGGUGCUGGCCGAGAGGAACCAGAGCGUGGUCCCUGUGGGUGCCUGGGUGGAGAGCGCCCCGGGGGAGCCCCAGGAGAGCCCGGCCUUCGCUUCGGCGUUUCAGGUGGAGGAGGAGCUGAAGGAGCAGCAGCGGGAGAAGGCAGCCAGCCUGAGGCGUUUCCAGGGAGAGGUGAAGCAGCGGGUGAACCAGCAGGUCAGGAUGCGAAGGAAGCAGCAGCUGCUGAAGUCCUACGAAGCGGCGGAGAGGGAGAGCUGCAUCGCCGUGCAGUGCUCGGACUCCGCGCUGCGCUUGACCCCCAGGAAGAACACGUGCCUGUUUCGGAGCCACCCUGCGCCCGCCAUCUGCGCUCCCGGCGCUCGUGCCGUGCCAGCACAGCAGCGAGGGAUGCAAAGUGAGGUGUUCCAGCAGCAAGCUGCUGAGCUUAGCAAAACCGUGAAGCAAGUUCGGCGCCGGCUGGCGUCCUGCAAAACCACGCGCCAAGGGGCCGGUCCCCCCGAACUCCCCGGCGGCGUCUGGAGGCGAGAGAAACCAGAGCCUUGCCAGACGGCCACGGUGCCCGCAGAAGAGGAGAGUGAGGAACUGCUUCUGGCAGGACACCACGAUCUUCCAGCUGAACUGCAGGAUCAGGGGACAGCCCCGCAUCGAGCCGAGCAAGACGAUGACUUCUACAUCAAAAUUGAAUUUGAAAAAUUCAGUGAGGGGUCAGCGAAGGACUGGAGCUUGCCUGAGUCUCCCCAGAGGCUGCCCACCGAUCACCGAGCUCCCCUUGUGCUCUGGGCUGGCGUAGACCAAGAAGAAACCAAGAAGCAGCGUCAGAACGAGUACCUGAGAUACAGGCGCCUCGUCAUGGGCAUGGAGCGAGAGCAAGUGAGGGAGCAGCAGAGGCAGAAAGAGCGGGGGAAGCGAAUCGCCGAGUGA
This is a messenger RNA of Egretta garzetta (little egret), 954 nucleotides long. It is a transcript of the gene CCDC15, whose product is annotated as coiled-coil domain containing 15. The coding region runs from base 1 to 954 and encodes 317 amino acids. The transcript has 8 exons. The record is from RefSeq and is a predicted model, not a curated record. Gene Ontology annotation, cellular component: centrosome. Lineage: Eukaryota; Metazoa; Chordata; Aves; Pelecaniformes; Ardeidae.